Molecule: messenger RNA, 4189 nt
Organism: Aedes albopictus (Asian tiger mosquito)
Lineage: Eukaryota; Metazoa; Arthropoda; Insecta; Diptera; Culicidae
Product: disintegrin and metalloproteinase domain-containing protein 12-like
Exons: 4
Coding region: 531-3788 (1085 amino acids)
Biological process (GO): membrane protein ectodomain proteolysis
Molecular function (GO): metalloendopeptidase activity
Source: RefSeq, a predicted model, not a curated record
CCGAGAAUCAGAAGUUACGCGACCGCGACUGGAUGAGGACGCGCACACAUUUCCGAUCAGCACCCCAAGUAAAACAAGAGAGUCGUUUGUUGUUUGUUUGAAGAUUUUGAAGUGCUCAAUAAUUGAGGUAUUCAAGAAGGCAGCAGUCGCGAGUAACAUAAACACCUCUCGAAGAAACGAGUUUGUUAGUCAUCCAGUCGUGCAAUCGCUAUAAUUUGAAUAUCCAACAGCAAGCAAUAUUUGCGAUUUGUGGGUAUAACUGGUCAAACAAGCAUCGCCAUUCGUCAUAAUCGCGCGCGUUCAAACGAAGAAACAGAGCGACCGGUGCUAAUUCAUCAUCUUUUGAAGAGCCUCAAUUGUCGCUGUCGAUGAGAUGAGCCUGCUGCGAUCGGCUGUGCGUUCUCUAGUGUUCAAGUGAUCUAGUGGGCUGUGAGUUAUCAAACGAAAAAAAAAAGGAAAGCGAGAGUGUAAAUCGGGAUCAGUGUUGCAAAAAAGAGGCGGAUUGUUCCGUCAAUCAGCAGUGUGCAAUAAUGCUAUCGGGAACGAGUGCCUUUACCCUAGUUGUAGUAAUCGUGUCGGCUGUGAUAGUUGCGGUUUGUGGCAGCAGUAGCAGAGAGCCCGGAAGCGGAAACCAAGGCAAUUUCGAACGAUAUGUCCGGAUUUCCCCAACGAUUUCGAGCGACCCGAAGGGAGCGACACCGUUCGGGGAAAGUCAUCGGCGGGGGCCGUCGGUGGUGGAGCAGUUGAGCGUGAGCUACCUCUUGGAUGGGGAAAAUGUGACGCUAGAUCUGUGGCUGAACGAUGGGCUGCUACCGGCGGAGCAUUUUUUGGCCGUUCAGGAGCGCGGUGAAGAUCGUGUUCGGAAACUCCAGCAGCACGAGGUGGAGAUGUGUCACUAUCACGGCAUCAUCCGUAACCGAGCGGAAACGUCCCAGGUAGCGGUGUCCAUCUGCGACGGUCUCCGCGGAGUGGUGUACGAUCAUGACGAAACGUACCUGUUGGAGGUUGAAGGGGAAGAGCACUACGUUUAUCGGCAGGCAGGAUUCGUGCCACAUCCGAAUCGGGUCAAACGAGCAUUGGAAGCGUCGCACGUAACCACCGUGGACGCGAUUCGGGCAGCAUAUAAGUCCAACUCCGAGUCGAACUUCGUCGAACUGGUGCUGGUGAUCGACAACAUGCUCCACCGAAGCAUCAGAAACGAACAGCAAAUUCACCGGUACUGUCUGGACUUGGUCAACGUCAUGAACGCCAUCUAUCGGCCGCUCAAUAUCUACAUCGCCCUCGUUGGAGUGGUAAUCUGGUCCGACAAGGACCAGAUCGAGAUCAGUUUGGACUCCAAGAAGACGUUGGAAGCUUUCUUGAGCUAUCGAAGGAACACACUGCUAAAGAUGAUCCCGCAUGACAAUGCGCACCUGUUGACGGGAGUGCACUUUACGGACAGUGUCGUCGGUAAAGCCGAAAUGGGAUCAAUGUGUACCUACGCAGGGUCCGGAGGGGUGGAAGUGGUGGAUACGAAGUUCGUAGCGCUCCAGGCGAGUACGAUCGCUCACGAGAUGGGUCAUAACUUCAACAUCGAUCACGACGGACCGGAAUGUCGCUGUCCGAACGGUAACUGCGUGAUGGCGUCCAAGACGGUGCGCAGCCAGGCAGCUCCCAAUCAGUGGAGUUCGUGUAGCGUGAGAGAUCUGGAAACGGCCUUCAAUCAUGGAUUAGGGUCGUGCCUGAAGAACAAACCAUCCAAAAUGUUUGUGAAGAGUACCUGUGGGAACGGACUGCUGGAACCUGGAGAGGAGUGUGACUGCGGAUUGCCGCAUGUGUGCGAUACGAAGUGCUGUGAUGCCAUGACCUGCCGAUUGACAGUGAAUGCGACCUGCGCAACUGGGGAGUGCUGUGACCUGGAUAGUUGUCAGGUCAAGACAGCCGGGAUCAAGUGUCGACCGGAAGCAGGGGAGUGUGAUUUAGCAGAGCAUUGUGACGGACAGUCGGCUGUGUGUCCAAGAGAUGUGUAUUUGAGAGACACGGAGCCUUGCGCAGGCGGCAAGGCGUACUGUUACAAAGGUCAGUGCCGAACCAGAGAUAGCCAGUGUAAAGUUCUGUGGGGUUCUACAGGUAAAUCUAUCGAUGAAUACUGCUAUCAGACGAAUCGAAACGGGUCUAUUUUUGGAAACUGUGGAAACAAUUUGCUCACCGGAGAGUAUACGAAAUGUAGCCAGGAGGACAUGAUGUGUGGAUUGCUGCACUGUAGCCAUCGAAAUGAGAAACUAGACUAUGGAAUUCAGGCAUAUUCCAAGCUAACUACGACCAAGUUCAGCCAUUAUGGCCCAAGAGGGACUGUGAGGGAGACGAUAUGUAACACUGCCAUAGUUGACUUAGGAUUGGAAGUGGUCAACCCCGGGCUGGUCCCGGAUGGUGCUAAGUGCGGAGCAGGGAAGAUGUGUUGGAAUCAGAAGUGCGUAUCGUUAACUCAUUUGCAAGAGAACGAUGUUGGAGAGGAUUGCGCAGACGGAUGCAACGGACAUGGAGUAUGCAAUAGCGAAGGAAACUGCCAUUGCGAUGUAGGUUUUGGAGGACAGUUCUGUGAAAAAUCUGGUCAUGGUGGAUCGAUCGAUAGUGGACCCAUAGUGGAUCCGGAAGACUCGUUAGAUACUUUCUGGUCAUUGUUUGUACCCACACUUCUACUUUUGCUUGCAAUUAUUGGCGGAGUCUAUUUCUAUCGUGGAAUGAUUACCGAAGUUCUCAGAAAAGUAUUACUAAAGCUCAGAAUGCGAAAGUAUGGCCACAUGGUACCACCAGCGUCACCUACGUCUACUAUCCCUCCAAAGCCUCCACGAUUGGAAAUAUCCACGCCACAGCUUAGCACAACAACCGCCAAGGCAGUUGGAGUUCCCAGGAAACCUGAUGCUCUUCCUACUCGCGCAGCACCAGCCCCACCAGUAGCUAGUGUCGAACCAGCGCAGCACUUCAUUAAAGUUAACAUCAAUAACAGCGGCAAGAUCACCAUUGAAAAUAAAGUGGUCAGCUCUCCAUUCAUGCUGACCUCUACUCUCCUGGACGCUCACGAAGCUAUCCAUGAAAUCAAAGCUAAGGGUCCUCCGGCGAUCCUCGAGCAACGCUCGAUCAGCGUUGACUCCGAGUGCCCUCUCCUGAAUGCCAUCACUCAACAGUCAGCACCAGACACUCCACCUCCACAACCCUCCACCCCAGAACCUGAUCUCAGCACCCUUCUCAGUCAGGUCAAGCUUAAAAAAGUACAAGACUUCCACGCCCAUCGAUCGAAGAGUGACGAGAAACCGGCCCGGCGAUUGCCACAGCUGCCCCGACAGAAAACCAUCGGCGAGUUCCAGAGCGUCGUCGCCGAAGUGCACCCCAAGCGAAGUCCCGCCACGGAGGAACCUCCCGUGCCGAAUCCCUUUGCCGAGGUUCAGCUCAAGAAAAGCAAGCCCCGCACCCCGAACCAUCAGUCCCGAACGGAUCUGGACGAAAUCACCGAAGAGCAACCCGCGCCCGUCAAACAACGGCCGACCGUUGCGGUCAAACCAUUCCUCAAGCCUAGUCUACCUCAGAAACCACAACUAGACAAUCCCCUAUCGAAACCAGCUAGGAAGCUGCCCCAGAUUCCGCCGGCAAUCGCGAAGAAGCCUCCGAUGGUCGGAGGGUCUAGCAGUAGUAAUGGUAGUAGUAUUAGUAGUAGCAGUAGCACUAGUAGUAGUAACAGUGGCAGUGUUGCUGCCCUGAAAGCGAAACUGAACCUCGAACAGAUUGCUUCCGCCGGCGGAAUCAAGCGGUGAUUUUAGGUUAGGAUCGUUUUGGAAUCAAUUUUUUUGCGAAACUGUUUGUUGGUUUUUGUAAGUGUUGUUAACAAACGAAACGUAUUUGCGAGCAAUUUUCCUCGGACGUAAUUUUGAAUCUUGGAACACGGACGGACAGUUCCUCGAGCAAUUGUGAUUUUGACUUUGCGUAACAAUCGGAUACGAACGAACGUUCUAUUUUCUAUUGAGUAAGUACUUAAGCGAGUCGGCAGUAGUAGCGUAAGGAAUUGUACAUUGUGCUAAUGAAGUAUUUAAAGUAGACUGCUUACCUUUUUAGAAGUUAGGUGCUUAGCAAGAAUAGAACACAGGGCACAAGAAGUCACAUAUCAAGUUGAAGAAUAAACGACUAGUCAAUUAGGGUUACACGAUUUUACGAAACA